AGUGGGGAGAGAUGAGUGUAGAUAAAAGGAGUGCAGAAGGCACGAGGAAGCCACAGUGCUCCGGAUCCUCCAAUCUCCGCUCCUCCAAUCCCCGCUCCUCCACCCGGUUCAGGAACCCGCGACCACUCGCAGCGCUCUCUUGACCACUAUGAGCCUCCUGUCCAGCCGCGCGGCCCGUGUCCCAGGUCCUUCGAGCUCCUUGUGCGCGCUGUUGGUGCUGCUGCUGCUGCUGACGCCGCCAGGGCCCAUCGCCAGCGCUGGUCCUGUCCCUGCUGUGUUGAGAGAGCUGCGUUGCGUUUGUUUACAGACCACGCAGGGAAUUCACCCCAAAAUGAUCAGUAAUCUGCAGGUGUUCGCCAUAGGCCCGCAGUGCUCCAAGGUGGAAGUGGUAGCCUCCCUGAAGAACGGGAAGGAAAUUUGUCUUGAUCCAGAAGCCCCAUUUCUAAAGAAAGUCAUCCAGAAAAUUUUGGACGGUGGAAACAAGGAAAACUGAUUAAGAGAAAUGAGCACGCAUGGAAAAGUUUCCCAGUCUUCAGCAGCAAAGUUUUCUGGAGGUCUUUGAACCCAGGGAAGACAAGAAGGAAAGAUUUUGUUGUUGUUUGUUUAUUUGUUUUUCCAGUAGUUAGCUUUCUUCCUGGAUUCCUCACUUUGAAGAGUGUGAGGAAAACCUAUGUUUGCGUCUUGAGCUUUCAGCUCAGCUAAUGAAGGGUUUAGCAUAGUACCUCUGCUAUUUGCUGUUAUUUUAUCUGCUAUGCUAUUGAAGUUUUGGCAAUUGACUAUAGUGUGAGCCAAGAAUCACUGGUUGUUAAUCUUUCAAAGUGUCUUGAAUUGAAGGUGACUAUUAUAUUUCCAAGAAAUAUUCCUUAAGGUAUUAACUGAGAAGGCUGUGGAUUUAAUAUGGAAAUGAUGUUUCAUAAGAAUUCUGUUGAUGGAGAUACACUCUUAUCUUCACUUUUUUAAGAAAUAGGAAAUAUUUUAAUGUUUCUUGGGGAAUACGUUAGAGAAUUUCCUUACUCUUGAUUGUGGGAUACUAUUUAAUUAUUUCGCUUUAGAAAGCUGAGUGUUUCACACCUUAUCUAUGUAGAAUAUAUUUCCUUAUUCAGAAUUUCUAAAAGUUUAAGUUUUAUGGGGGCUAAUAUCUUAUCUUCCUAUAAUUUUAGACAUUUUUUAUCUUUUUAGUAUGGCAAACUGCCAUCAUUUACUUUUAAACUUUGAUUUUAUAUGCUAUUAACUAUUUUAUUAGGAGUACCAUAAUUCUGGUAACUAAAUAUAUAUUUUAGAUAGAUGAAGAAGCUAGAAAACAGGAAAAUUCCUGACUGCUAGUUUAUAUAGCAACGUAUUCUUUUAGUUUUUAAACUAAAGGCAAACUUAACAAUGACUUGUACUCUGAAAGUUUUGGAAACGUAUUCAAACAAUUUGAACAUAAAUUUAUCAUUUAGUUAUAAAAAUAUAUAGCGACAUCCUCGAGGCCCUAGCAUUUCUCCCUGGAUAGGGGACCAGAGAGGGCUUGGAAUGUUGAAAAAAAAAAAAAAAAAAAAACAAGGAGAAGUCGUCCAAGGGAUGUCAAUUUUUUAUCCCUCUGUAUGGGUUAGAUUUUCCAAAAUCAUAAUUUGCAGAAGGCCAGCAUUUAUGGUAGAAUAUAUAAUUAUAUAUAAGGUUGCCACACUGAGGCAAGGUCCCUCCCCACUCACAGCUUUGGCUCCUUUCACAGAGCAGAACCUGGUUUAGAGGAUUGCAGAAGAUGAGCGGGGAGGGCAGGGAAGAUGCCUGUCGGGUUUUUAGCACAGUUCAUUUCACUGGGAUUUUGAAGCAUUUCUGUCUGAAUGUAAAGCCUGUUCUAGUCCUGGUGGGACACACUGGGGGUGGGGGUGGGGGAAGAUGAGGUAAUGAAACCGGUUAGUCAGUGUUGUCUUAAUAUCCUUGAUAAUGCUGUAAAGUUUAUUUCCAUAAAUAUUUCUGUUUAAGCUAUUUCACCUUUGUUUGGAAAUCCUUCCCUUUUAAAGAGAAAAUGUGACACUUGUGAAAAGGCUUGUAGGAAAGCUCCUCCCUUUUUUUCUUUAAACCUUUAAAUGACAAACCUAGGUAAUUAAUGGUUGUGAAUUUCUAUUUUUGCUUUGUUUUUAAUGAACAUUUGUCUUUCAGAAUAGGAUUGUGUGAUAAUAUUUAAAUGGCAAAAACAAAACAUAAUUUUGUGCAAUUAACAAAGCUACUGCAAGAAAAACAAAACAUUUCUUGGUAAAAA
Molecule: messenger RNA, 2242 nt
Organism: Nomascus leucogenys (northern white-cheeked gibbon)
Lineage: Eukaryota; Metazoa; Chordata; Mammalia; Primates; Hylobatidae
Gene: CXCL5
Product: C-X-C motif chemokine ligand 5
Biological process (GO): neutrophil chemotaxis; inflammatory response; cellular response to lipopolysaccharide
Cellular component (GO): extracellular region
Molecular function (GO): chemokine activity; CXCR chemokine receptor binding
Source: RefSeq, a predicted model, not a curated record